ACUUCCUUUCCUGACGCAAGUGCCCAGCAAGGCUGUUGGACGCCUUUAUUUGUGGCUGCUUUACAGCAAAACUGGAUUUUAUAACGAUUCGAAGUAGACAGACACACCACAGAAUAACGUUCACAAGGACGUAGAUUGACGAUUUUCUUUAGCAAUGUCUCGUUUCUUUGCCACCGGAUCUGACAGUGAGUCAGAGGAGUCCUCAUCUGCCGAUGAGAUCACCCCUAAAGCACCUGGGACUACUUUCAAGCAGUCGUUGCUUCUUAGUGAUGAUGAGGAGGACACUAAGAGAGUGGUGCGCAGCGCCAAAGACAAAAGAUUUGAGGAGUUGACAAACCUCAUCAAGACUAUCCGCAAUGCUAUGAAAAUUCGUGACAUGGCCAAAUGUCUGGAGGAGUUUGAGCAGUUAUGUCGAGCCUUCCUCAAAAGCAAGAAUAUAGUGGACAAAGAGGGUGUUCCUCCUUUCUAUAUCCGUCUUCUGGCCGACCUGGAGGACUAUCUGAACCAGCUUUGGGAGGACAAAGAGGGCAAGAAGAAAAUGAACAAAAACAAUGCAAAAGCCCUCAGUACCCUGCGUCAGAAGAUCCGCAAGUACAACAGAGAUUAUGAAGCAGAAAUAGCUUCAUACAAGGAGAAUCCACAGGAGUCUGCAGAUGAAGAGGAGGAGAAGGAGCCAGGGGACUCUGGAUCCUCUUCUGAGAGUGAGGCAGAGGCAGGCGAUGAAGGCGUAUCAGCCAAGGCCUUCUUGAAGAAAAAGCCUGAGGCUGCCCCAGAGGCCAGCAAGUUCCUCAAGUCUGCCAAGGGAUCUGGGGAUGAGUCCUCCUCUAGCGAUGAAGAUGAUGAUGAUGAAGACUGGGGCUCAGACACUAUAGACAGUGGCAGCGAGAGCUCAGAUGAAGGGGAGGGAAAGAGUGCUUCCCUGGCUGUGGUCUUCCUCAAAAAGACCCAGGAGACCGAGAAGUCCAGUGAAAAGAAGGCCGGGAAGAAGAAGAAGCCCAAGAAGAAAGAGCGGCUAGAGGAGGAGGCUGAGGAAGAGGGAGGAGAGGAGGUUGAGGGAGUCUGGGAGAAGGUGAAGGGAGGCGUCCCUCUGGUCAAGGAAAAGCCCAAGAUGUUUGCCAAAGGCACAGAGAUCAACACAGCAGUGGUGGUGAAGAAGCUGAAUGAGAUCCUGCAAGCAAGAGGCAAAAAGGGCACAGACAGGGCUGCCCAGAUUGAGCUGCUCCAUGCUCUGGCAGCCAUCGCUGCUGAGAAUAACUUGGGCCAAGGCAUCCUGGUCAAGAUUAAGUUCAACAUCAUUGCCUCCCUUUAUGACUACAACCCCAACUUGGCAGCCUUCAUGAAGGCGGAAAUGUGGAAGAAGUGCCUGGACUGUAUAGACGAGCUGCUGGACAUCCUUUUUGAGAACAACAACAUCUUCAUUGGAGAGAACAUUGCAGAAGACAGUGAGAAUCUGGGCAUCUCUGACCAGCCAUUCAGGGUGCGUGGAUGCGUCUUAACAUUGGUGGAGAGGAUGGAUGAAGAGUUCACCAAGAUCAUGCAGAACACUGAUCCCCACUCACAAGAAUAUGUUGACAAUCUGAAAGACGAGGGACGAGUCUGCGGCAUCAUUGACCGACUGCUCACCUACUUGGAGAACAAGGGCAGCACGGAGGAGAUUUGCCGCAUCUACCUGCGCAGGAUCAUGCACACCUACUACAAGUUUGACUACAAGGCCCACCGGCGCAGCCUGGGCCUCCAGGGAGAGUCCAAGUCCGAGCAGGACCAGGAGGAGAGCGAGGGGGAGGACAGCGCUGUGAUCAUGGACCGCCUCUGCAAGUUCAUCUACGCCAAGGAUCGCACCGACCGUAUCCGUACCUGCGCUAUCCUCUGCCACAUCUACCACCACGCUCUGCAUUCCCGCUGGUACCAGGCUCGCGACCUGAUGCUGAUGAGCCACCUUCAGGACAACAUCCAGCACGCUGACCCGCCCGUACAGAUCCUGUACAAUAGAACCAUGGUCCAACUGGGCAUCUGCGCGUUUAGGCAGGGCAUGAUUAAAGAUGCCCACAAUGCCCUGCUGGAUAUCCAGUCAUCUGGCCGCGCCAAGGAGCUCCUGGGUCAGGGUCUGCUCAUGAGGAACAUGCAGGAGAGGAACGCCGAGCAAGAGAAAAUUGAAAAGAGAAGACAAGUGCCAUUCCAUAUGCACAUCAACCUGGAGCUGUUGGAGUGCGUGUACCUGGUGUCUGCCAUGCUGCUGGAAAUUCCCUACAUGGCUGCCCAUGAGUUUGACGCCCGCCGCAGGAUGAUCAGCAAGCAGUUCCAUCACCAGCUCAGGGUUGGAGAGAGGCAGCCGCUUCUGGGACCCCCUGAGAGCAUGAGGGAGCACGUGGUGGCUGCCAGCAAGGCCAUGAAGAUGGGAGACUGGCGAACCUGCCACUCAUUCAUCAUCAAUGAGAAGAUGAACAGUAAGGUCUGGGACCUGUUUCCUGAGACCCAGCGAGUACGCGAGAUGCUUGUCAGGAAGAUCCAGGAGGAGUCACUGAGGACUUAUCUGUUCACAUACAGCAGUGUGUACGACUCCAUCAGCAUGGAGACACUAUCUGAGAUGUUUGAGUUGGAGAUACCCACAGUUCACAGCAUCAUCAGCAAGAUGAUCAUCAACGAGGAGCUGAUGGCAUCACUCGACCAGCCCACACAGACCGUUGUGAUGCACCGCACAGAGCCCACCUCCCUGCAGAACAUGGCUCUGCAGCUGGCUGAGAAACUGGGCAGCUUGGUGGAGAACAACGAGCGCGUCUUCGACCUCAAGCAGGGUGUCUACGGAGGCUACUUCAACAGAGAUCAGAAAGGUGGCUACCAACAGAAGCAGUCCUAUCAGAGAGAUCAAAAAGGUGUUUACCAGCAGAAACAGGGGGGCUACCAGCGAGGCGGCUACAGAAAUCAAAACCAAAGCAACUAUUGAGCUUGGAGCGUGUGGAUUUCAGUCUUGCCACCUGAAUUAGUCUUCAUUCCUUAACAUCCACCACCUGGGUUUCUGUGCUUGGCUGUUUGCUGUUCUCUCUCAUUUAGCUAAAAACUGAUCCUGAAACAGCUGAAAGUCAUUGCAGUACAAGUCCUUCUCACUGCAGCUGCAUAGGGCGAUAUUCCAGUUCUGCCAACUUCUUUGGAUGAACGUGAAGAGUUUUAAGGUUAUUAUUGCUAAUAAAAAAAUUGUACAAUAAAAGGCAUUGCAGUGUGGCUGGCUUGUGGCAGUGCAGUCAGGCGACAGAAGCGUCAAGUAUUGUUGAUUUACACUUUUCAAAUAAACAAUAAUAAAUGAAUAAAA
Toxotes jaculatrix (banded archerfish) is the source of this 3304-nucleotide messenger RNA. RefSeq names its product eukaryotic translation initiation factor 3, subunit C (gene eif3c). The transcript has 23 exons. Gene Ontology annotation, cellular component: eukaryotic translation initiation factor 3 complex. Gene Ontology annotation, biological process: translational initiation. NCBI's taxonomy places the organism in Eukaryota, Metazoa, Chordata, Actinopteri, Toxotidae. The record is from RefSeq and is a predicted model, not a curated record. Gene Ontology annotation, molecular function: translation initiation factor binding; RNA binding; translation initiation factor activity. The coding region runs from base 155 to 2941 and encodes 928 amino acids.